Onychostoma macrolepis is the source of this 1987-nucleotide messenger RNA. RefSeq names its product suppressor of cytokine signaling 1a (gene socs1a). The record is from RefSeq and is a predicted model, not a curated record. Gene Ontology annotation, cellular component: phosphatidylinositol 3-kinase complex. Gene Ontology annotation, molecular function: 1-phosphatidylinositol-3-kinase regulator activity. Gene Ontology annotation, biological process: intracellular signal transduction; phosphatidylinositol phosphate biosynthetic process. NCBI's taxonomy places the organism in Eukaryota, Metazoa, Chordata, Actinopteri, Cypriniformes, Cyprinidae. The transcript is spliced from 2 exons. The coding region runs from base 1097 to 1708 and encodes 203 amino acids.
CUUUUAAACAUUCUGGAGACUCAGUUUUUUUUUUUAUAAUAACUUUGGCACAAAUGCUAUGAUUUUUGUGAAGUGCAUGUCUGAGUGUCUGUUUGCAUGUGAUGCAUGCUGUCAUGCAACUUAAAAUCUAUGACCGUUUGUAAGAAAUGAAACUCAUAGAUACAUGUUUGCAUAGUCCGCAGAUGUGGAUUUACUGGCUUAAAAGUGAGUUUCAUUUACGGCUACGGCUAACUAUGGAUCUGAACUGAUCUGUCAGCUAUAACACAUUAACAGGACAAAUGCAGACAUGCAGAAUUCACAACAACCGUAAAAAGUAAGAUAAGCAUGUUUAACCCCAUGCAUGAACUUUUAUAUAUAGCUAUAAAAAAAAACUCUUUAUUAAAAAAAAAAAAAAAAAAGUUCUGAAUCUGCCAAUUGCAAUCACAAAAUGUUGAAUUUAUCAUAAAGAAAACACACACACACGCACAUACAUAUAUAUAUAGUGUGUGUGUGUGUGUAGGCUUACUAAUACUGAUAUGACUCCAACACUGAAUCAGACUAGAAACACACAAUGACAUUAGGAUAUUCACUUGGCCCUUAGCCUUAGUUGAUCAUUGUUCAUUCAGAUAAUUUUCUUGGUAUUCUUUGGUAACAAAAAAAUAAAUUUGGAACUUUAUUUGGAAAUAUAUAAAUGUUUAAAAGAGAAGUGAAAGAAGACGCGUUACUAUGAGCUUGAUGGGGUAGGAGUGACUAAUCCUGAAUUGAUUUCAGAGAAAACCUGAAAGUGAAAGGAUUCCGGGAAAUGGGCGGAGCUGUUCACGUUAUAUGUGGUGGUUUCAAAGCGCUGUCAGUUCAUUCUGACAUUAGAACGAGCGGAACGCAAGCGCACAGUUUGUCUCGUGCGCUGAGGAAAUUUCUAUCGAGAUAUAACGGUGGAAUAAAUCAAUGGGAGUUCAAAAACAACUGAUUUUGGAAACGGCGACGAGAGUUUGUCAAAGGCAAAGUUGUACUGACUGCUCUUGGAGUUCACAUUUGCUAAAACGACAGAUGUGUCUCAUCUAGAUGACCUUCCUGUGGUACGGCAUGGAAGACCACACCGGUUGGUCUUUCCUGUAGGAUGGUGGCGCACAGUUCAGUGGAAGGGAAUCAAGGCACAGAAGAACCCCAAGCGAGGACAGAAGCCUCCCCAGAGGUCUCCCAAUCCCAAUCCCAAAGGCCGAGGCCCAGCCAACUGGCAGCGGUUAUCCAGACACAUUUCAGGCCCUUCAACUAUGCCAGGGACUUCAAGACCAUCGCGAAGACCACCUCAAUGCUAGAGGAGAGUGGCUUCUAUUGGGGUCCCAUGACUGUAGAGGAAGCGCAUCAGAAGUUGAAGAAGGAGCCAGUGGGAACAUUUCUGAUCCGGGACAGUAGUCAGAGUGAUGUUUUCUUUACACUGAGUUACACUGCACACAACGGUCCCAUCAGUGUCCGGAUUAACUUCAAGAAUUCCAAAUUCAGUCUGACCGGCAGCAAGCAAUCUUUUGACUGUAUUUUCAAACUGCUGGAGCACUACAUCAGUUCCCCAAAGAAGGGUCUCGUCAGGCCCUACAGGAAAGAACCAGUGCAGUCCCUGCAGCAGCUGUGCCGCAGACGGAUUAUCGAAACAUGCGGCGGAAAAGACAUCGACCGCAUUCCUGUGCACCCGAUCCUCAAAGACUUCCUCCAUGCCUUCCCUCAUCCGCUAUGAAGACGAGACUUGUUGCAUUAAAGCGCUGCUGGAAUAUUCUGGAGAUACUUGAUGGACUCCUCGUGGUCCUGCUCUGUUUCAGGACGCAGGAAUCAUACUGUAGCACAUUUUGGAAUAUCAGACUUGAACACUGCACAAUGAAAGUUUACAUUGUUUGUGAAUGUUUACACUAUACGGGAAUAUUGUGUUCCUUUGAUUAUAUUUCUGCUAUGCAGAAAGAUUUAUUUCAAGAUAAUACUUUUUAUAAAAAUAAUAAAUAUAUUUGUAAACAACUUAAAA